Mesorhabditis spiculigera is the source of this 480-nucleotide messenger RNA. The record is from the annotation of a GenBank genome assembly. NCBI's taxonomy places the organism in Eukaryota, Metazoa, Nematoda, Chromadorea, Rhabditida, Rhabditidae.
AUGAAUCGCUCGGGCCCGCUCCGUGUCGUUGUCCCGACGACAAUUCUGAAUUCGGGGUCGCCGUACAUGUUCCGUUCUGGCCUAUCGCCACAUUCGGGGCUGGAGGUGGAGCAGUGUGAAAUGUUUUCUCUAGGUAUCCUGGGCCAAGUGCAAAACGACGAAUACGAUCUGGUGUGCGCCCGGGCGGUGAUGAGCCCAAGGCGCCGCGAUGAUUUCAAAUUCUCUUUCCCGAGCCAAUACGAAGUUACGCAGGUAUUUAUGAUUCGCGACGAUUCCCUGCCCGUCUUUCUUGACAGUUUUUUAUUCCGCCCAUUUUCCACGAACGUCUGGGUGGCGCUACUGAUUAUGCUAUUUAUCCUGGUGCUCUUGUAUACGCUGUUCAGAUUUUUCGAGUUUCGCGGGGCCGAAACGCGAGCAAAGCAUCUAACCAAUGGGUUUUACAUGCUUUUGGAGACGUUUACCGGAGAUUCGAUUCGGCGC